ACAAGUUUAGAUUAAAACGUAAACAAAUAAAGUGUCCCGCAAGUUAUACGUCAUCUCUGCGCGCCAGUGUUGUUGUAGUUUGGACUGUGUGAAUUCAAGACAACCUACGGUCGUCAUCAUGGUGGUGUUUCCCAGUUCGCUGACGGAGGAAGAGGAGGCUUUGCAGAAGAAAUAUGCUAAACUAAAAAAAAAGAAAAAGGCUCUGCUUGCUUUGAAGAAGCAGAGUUCAACCAGCCAGACAAGCCAGAGUGGUUUGAAACGAACAUUAUCAGACCAGCCUGUUGUUGAUACUGCAACUGCAACAGAGCAGGCCAAGAUGCUCAUUAAAUCUGGGGCCAUCAGUGCCAUCAAAUCUGAGAACAAGAACUCAGGUUUCAAACGUUCUCGAAUGCUGGAAAUCAAACUCAAGGACCCAGAAAAAGGCCCAGCUCCUGCUUUCUUACCGUUUCAAAGAAGUGUGUCUACAGAUGAUGACCAACCUGAGUCUGGAAAGAGAGGCCCCAGGAAAUCUCUGUACGACAGCUUCGUCAGUUCAAGUGAUCGGUACCGGGAUGAGGAGGAAGGAGGUGGCAUGCCAGCCAGCCGUGACAUGGACAGAGACCGGGAGCGAGAUCGAGAUCGAGAACGAGAGCGGGACAGAGAGCGAGAGAAGGAGCGAGACGUGGAUAGAGAACGGGACAGAGACAGAGACAGAGAUCGAGAAAGGGAUAAAGAAAGAGACAGAGGCAGAGAUGGGGAAAGGGAUAGAGAAAGAGACAGAGGCAGAGAUGGGGAGAGAGACCGGGACCGUGAAAGAGAACGGGAUCGAAGCCGAGAAAGGGAUCGAGACCGGGAAAGAGACAGGGAGAGAGACAGAGAUGGACCUUUCAGACGAUCAGACUCGUACCCAGAGCGACGAGGGGUGCGAAAGGGGAACACGGUGUACGUUUAUGGCUCUGGACUGGUGGAGGACAGUCUGCGCUCUGCUUUCUCUCAACAUGGAAACAUCAUUGACCUCUCCAUGGACAACCCACGCAAUUGUGCUUUUAUCACAUUUGAGAAGAUGGAAUCUGCGGACCAGGCUGUAGCCGAGCUGAACGGAAGCAUGGCGGGAGAUGUUCACAUCAAAGUGAGCAUCGCCAGGAAGCAGCCGAUGCUGGAUGCUGCCACCGGCAAAUCAGUGUGGGCCUCACUUGCGGUGCAAAACAGCACUAAAGGAUCCUACAGGGACAAGAGGAACCAAGUAGUGUACAGUGAAGAUUUCCUGAAAUGAAAUAUUUCAUGUUUGCCAGCUGCUUUAGCUUACCUUGUUGCUAAAUAGAUUCAAAAUGUUCAUCCAUUAAAUACCUUUAUUGUAUUUGACACAUUUGGGAUGUGAUGCUCUGUGUGAUGAUUUUUCUCUAAAACUAGAGUUGUGUUUUUUUCAUCUUAAUAAAUCACCUUUACGC
This is a messenger RNA of Cololabis saira (Pacific saury), 1427 nucleotides long. RefSeq names its product negative elongation factor complex member E (gene nelfe). The transcript is spliced from 11 exons. Bases 119 to 1252 code for a protein of 377 amino acids. Gene Ontology annotation, molecular function: RNA binding. Gene Ontology annotation, cellular component: NELF complex. NCBI's taxonomy places the organism in Eukaryota, Metazoa, Chordata, Actinopteri, Beloniformes, Belonidae. Gene Ontology annotation, biological process: negative regulation of transcription elongation by RNA polymerase II. The record is from RefSeq and is a predicted model, not a curated record.